Poecilia reticulata (guppy) is the source of this 747-nucleotide messenger RNA. The record is from RefSeq and is a predicted model, not a curated record. Lineage: Eukaryota; Metazoa; Chordata; Actinopteri; Cyprinodontiformes; Poeciliidae.
AGAAUAGGGACCAACGACGCUGCUGCGUAACAUCCGGUUAAACAUGGCUGCGCCCUGACAAAUGUCACACUCUCUUGUUAGGCAGAAAACAUUUUGGUAAUAUUUGCAGGUCGAUCAACAAUAGAGCGAAACAUCGAAAGGAAAAGGCAGUAAUUAUCAUCUCGUGUCUUAUUUUCUACAGGGUGUUUCAUCAUGGUGCAUUUAUCGUCCCACCUUUUGAAGAAAUACCACUCCAGCUACGUCGUCAUCCGGCUCGCCCUCGCAGGCCACAAACAAGCCAACCGACCCUUCUAUCGCAUCGUGGCGGCUCACAACAAGAGGUCAAGGGAUGGUAAAUACAUCGAGCAGCUGGGCAGCUUCGACCCACUCCCUAACAUCUACAACGAGAAGCUUGUCGGUUUCAACUUCGACCGGAUCAAAUACUGGAUCGGCUGCGGUGCGCACCUGACCAAACCGGUGGCCAAACUUCUAGGGUUGUCUGGGUUUUUCCCCCUCCAUCCCAUGACGGUAACGGAGGCAGAGCGUCGAAGAGCUCAGGCGAAGCUGACAGAAACUGCCGCAGGGACAGAGGACCUUCAGCAGGAGGAGAAACAGGCUGACGUGUGAUCGGAUUAAAGGGAAGCUGCUGUUACUUUGAAAGAAAACUUAUUAAUACACGUUUUCUCUUUCUUGGUGGACUGCUCAAAGCAACUGAUCUAACGUCUUGAAGAACUAACUUCAAAAGUAUCAACAACUCAAAAUGUUGGG